GGUAAAUGACGGCGGCUCCUUGCAAUAAGAAAGCGUCGUUGUGCCAUCGACGUAUAUAAGAAAAUUCCGCCAUAGUUGUUCUUUCUUUGUAAUAAUGUCCGCCGACAACGAUAAUAGAGACAAUGGCCCAGAGGGCAUGGAGCCAGAUGGCAUCAUUGAGAGCAACUGGCAUGAGAUUGUUGAUGGUUUUGAUGAGAUGAGCCUGCGUGAGGAUCUGCUCCGGGGAAUUUAUGCCUACGGUUUCGAGAAGCCUUCUGCCAUCCAGCAGAGAGCCAUUCUUCCUUGUAUCAAGGGUUAUGAUGUGAUUGCUCAAGCCCAGUCUGGAACUGGAAAGACUGCCACCUUUGCCAUUUCCAUUCUCCAGCAGAUCAACAUGACCCUGAAGGGCACUCAGGCUCUGGUAUUGGCCCCUACCAGGGAGCUGGCUCAACAGAUUCAGAAAGUGGUGUUGGCUCUAGGCGACUACAUUGGCUCCAGCUGCUACGCCUGCAUUGGAGGAACAAGCAUUCGAAGCGAAGUCCAGAAGCUGCAAGCAGAGUCCCCCCACAUUGUGGUGGGUACCCCAGGCCGAGUCUUUGACAUGUUGACCCGCAAAAACCUCUCUUCCAAACACAUCCGGAUGUUCGUGCUGGACGAGGCCGACGAAAUGCUCAGUCGAGGCUUCAAAGACCAGAUCUACGAGAUCUUCCAAAAACUGCCGUGCAACACGCAGGUUGUCCUACUUUCGGCCACCAUGCCAGUCGACGUCUUAGAGGUCACAAAGAAGUUCAUGCGUGAUCCCAUUCGUAUCCUUGUCAAGAAGGAAGAGCUGACCCUAGAGGGGAUCCGCCAGUUUUACGUCAACGUGGAGAAAGAGGAGUGGAAGCUGGAAACGCUGUGCGAUCUCUAUGAAACUCUGACUAUUACGCAAGCCGUCAUCUUCAUCAACACCAGGAGGAAAGUGGACUGGCUCACAGAAAAGAUGCACUCAAAGGACUUCACCGUGUCUGCUAUGCAUGGUGAUAUGGACCAGAAAGAGAGAGACUUGAUUAUGAGGGAAUUCCGUUCAGGCUCGAGUCGAGUCCUCAUCACCACGGACCUUCUGGCUCGCGGUAUCGAUGUGCAGCAGGUAUCGCUCGUCAUCAACUACGACCUUCCGACCAACCGGGAGAACUACAUCCACAGGAUUGGCCGUGGUGGUCGUUUUGGUCGUAAGGGCGUUGCCAUCAACAUGGUGACCGAGGAUGAUAAACGCACACUGCGGGACAUCGAGACCUUCUAUAACACCACCAUCGAGGAGAUGCCCAUGAAUGUGGCCGAUCUUAUCUAAAAAAACAAACUGAUUUAUCGAUUUGCCCCUUCAUUUAAAAGAAAAACAAAACUCCGCUUGAUCGUUUCCUUUCCCUGGGAAGGAAGCCUAUAUAAAGACGUUCCAAUCCAAUCAGAUGUCUUGCUAAUUUGCAUACAUGUUUUAACCUUGGUGGCUGUUGCAUAAUUAGAAUACUACCAUUUCAAGAAGAGGAAGCGCUGCAUUGGACCACAGUGUUUAGAUCUCUGUGUACUUGAGACAAAAAAAAACAUUGGGGGGAUUCAGAGUACACAAUAAAAGACAACCUGUAUAGUUAA
Messenger RNA from Nerophis ophidion (straightnose pipefish), 1605 nucleotides. RefSeq names its product eukaryotic initiation factor 4A-I-like. The transcript is spliced from 11 exons. Gene Ontology annotation, molecular function: ATP binding; RNA helicase activity; translation initiation factor activity. Gene Ontology annotation, cellular component: cytoplasmic stress granule. Gene Ontology annotation, biological process: cytoplasmic translational initiation. NCBI's taxonomy places the organism in Eukaryota, Metazoa, Chordata, Actinopteri, Syngnathiformes, Syngnathidae. The coding region runs from base 95 to 1309 and encodes 404 amino acids. The record is from RefSeq and is a predicted model, not a curated record.